AUGGGGCGCCAAGCUCCAGCUCGGCUCGUUGCUGCCGAAAGCGUGAGCUCCUUGCAAAUGGGCACGAUGCGUCGUAUCCUGCCAGCAUCAUCGUCCUCUUCAAUCGCAGCAUCCAGAAUGCCCUCGUCGGUGCCAGUCAAGCCUCACACUGCGCAGCUUCGACCGAGGAUGCCAAUCGAAGCCAAUCCGACCACCACAAGUCUCGAGACCGACAAGGUCAAGACGGAGGCAUUAUCACCCGUCACGGCGGCAACGACAUCUGCCAGCGCAGGUAAGACCUCGACAGGAAACGGCUUCACACCCAUGGAACUAGUCGAGGACGAAGCCGAAGCGGACCCGGACCCGGACAGCGAAGUGAUGGCACACGAAGGAGGAUGGCAAGGGUGGAGAGUGGUCGUGUGCGCAGCCGCAUACUUCUUCUUCACGCUGGGCAUGGUCUACUCGUUCGGUAUCAUCUCAGAAGCGCUCGUAUCCGCCGGUGCUGCCGAUGCAGGGACACUAGGCUGGGUCUCGUCGCUCACCAUCGUGCCCAUGCCCAUCUUCUCGGUUCCCUUUACGAAAGCCGUCUCACGCUUCGGCAAUCGCGCUGUCGCUGCUGCCGGUGCUAUCUGCGUCUCUGUCGGCUAUGCGUGCUUCUCGAUCUGUUGGAUACCCACGAGUCAUCCGAAGCUGCCACUCGGCGAAGGCGUGCACGAAGGCUUGGAGUUGCGGAUGGCACGCAUGGUGGUGUUUGCCUUCAUGGUGGGCGUCGGGUACGGUUUGGUCUUCUUCUCAACAAGUCAGAUCGCUGUUGGCUACUUCAAGAGCAAGAGGGGGCUGGUGAUCGGCAUCGUAUAUAGCGCAAGCGGCUUCGGUGGAGCUGCUUGCGCAAUGCUGUUGAGGGUGCUGGCGAACAAGGUGGGACUUGCAUGGUCCGUUCGGAUCCUGGGCAUCACCUCGGGACUUGUGCUUCUUCCAUCAGCAUACUGGCUGGUUCCGCAUCAAGUCGAACGAAGCAAAAGAUGCGUUGAAGCCUUUCGCCUCUCGCUCUUUCUCGAUGCGCGCUUCAAUCUACUGUUGGUGGCAACGGCGCUCGGUACCUUUCCGCUGUUCGUUCCACCAUUCUUGCUGCCAACGUACGCAAAGUCGGCAGGGUUCAGUCCGAAUACGGGCGCAUGGCUCGUCGCAGGCUACAGUCUGGCUUCGGCCGUUGGACGAGUCGCGUUCGGUAUGGUCGCUGAUACCAGAGUUGGGCCGGUGACCAGCCUCAUGCUUGCGCUGACGCUGGCGAGUGCCAGCAUCUUGGCCAUCUGGACCGUAUCGAACAGCUUAGCGACGCUGGCUUUGGCUAUGGUUCUCAACGGAGGCAGUUCUGGCGCUCUGCUAUCGCUUCAACCUCCCGUCAAUGCUGCUAUCUUUGGUGUCCACCAGACGGCGCUAACCAUGUCGAUGAUGAUGUGCUCGCGAGCAUUCGGCUCGCUUUUAGGUGGACCUCUGGCUGGCUACCUCUUGGACGCAUUCGGAGGACCUCGUGCGGGCACCCAAGCUUUCCGACCAGCCUUGCUCGUGAUGGGCAGCAUCUGCCUCGUCUCUGCGAUCAGCGUCGUCUUUCUCCGUUCCAAAGUUGCAAGUCGUCGCAAUGUCACCUGGCGAGCUCGUAUCUGA
This is a messenger RNA of Kalmanozyma brasiliensis GHG001, 1644 nucleotides long. RefSeq names its product Major facilitator superfamily. The transcript is spliced from 2 exons. Bases 1 to 1644 code for a protein of 547 amino acids. Gene Ontology annotation, biological process: transmembrane transport. The record is from RefSeq and is a predicted model, not a curated record. Gene Ontology annotation, molecular function: transmembrane transporter activity. Gene Ontology annotation, cellular component: fungal-type vacuole membrane. Lineage: Eukaryota; Fungi; Basidiomycota; Ustilaginomycetes; Ustilaginales.